Messenger RNA from Pleuronectes platessa (European plaice), 1199 nucleotides. Its product is annotated as PH and SEC7 domain-containing protein 1-like. Gene Ontology annotation, molecular function: guanyl-nucleotide exchange factor activity. Gene Ontology annotation, biological process: regulation of ARF protein signal transduction. The record is from RefSeq and is a predicted model, not a curated record. Lineage: Eukaryota; Metazoa; Chordata; Actinopteri; Pleuronectiformes; Pleuronectidae.
AGGAGGAAGAGGAGGAAGAUGAAGAGGAGGAGGAGGAGGAGGAGGAGGAAGAAAUGGUGAGCUGGGCCAGUGUGAGGAUGCAAGGAGACACCAGGAAGCAGCAGUUUGCAGCUCAGGAGGAUCCAGAUGUGUUUGGACACCUCCUGCAGAGACCAAUGGAAACCUUUUUCGACAACCACCACCCGGCCCUGAAAUCCCCCAUCCUGGUGUCGGGUCCUCGCUGCGCCGCGGAGGACACCUUCAGCCGCCACUUUGAGAGCAUCAUGGAGUCCCACCGGGCCAAAGGGACGUCCUACAACAGCCUGGACAGCGAGGAGCUGCUGACCUCCAGCACGCAGACCGUCCUGACCUUUGACCUGCCCACUCUGACCCCCGCCAUCCACGGGGUGGUGUGUCACAGCGCCCGGCAGAUCGUCAAGCUCAGCUUCGCCCCGCUGGCCCACGACGAGAGGCCCAGUCUGUCGGACUCUAUCUUCACCGUGACCGGGGACUCGGACGCCACCAGAGCCCCGUCCAGCGAGCGGCUGAGCAGCGGUUCAGAGGACACGCCACCUAGAGGACGGGAGUGUGCACAGCUGGGGAGCAGCUGGUACAGCAACACGUCCGUCUCUUUACCCAGGUGAAGUCUAAUCUCUUGUUGUGUCUGUCCCUCGUCCCUCAGCAGGGACAAGGCCCGGCUGGCCACGGACUCGGAGCUGGACCAGGACCUCAGCGAGCGGCUGGGCCUCAGCAGCAGCGACACCCUCACCAACGGCAGCCACCGGGCGGACGUGGCCGCCGCCAGACGCCUCGCCAAGCGCCUCUUCAACCUGGACGGCUUCAGGAAGUCCGACGUAGCUCGCCACCUCAGCAAGAACAACGACUUCAGCCGCAUGGUGGCAGAGGAGUAUCUGAGUUUCUUCAACUUCACAGGCCUGGCUCUCGACCAAUCACUGAGGACGUUCCUCAGACAGUUUGCUCUGAUGGGCGAGACCCAGGAGCGUGAGCGGGUUCUGUCCCACUUCUCCAGGAGGUUCCUGGACUGCAACCCCAACGUGAUGCCCUCAGAGGAUGCAGUUCACACUCUCACCUGCGCCCUGAUGCUGCUCAACACGGAUCUCCACGGUCAAAACAUUGGAAAGAGGAUGUCCUGCACACAGUUCGUCAGUAACCUGGAGGGGCUGAACGAGGGCCAGGACUUUCCCAAGGAUCUGCUGAAA